AUGGUGCAAGGCAUUGGUGGAAUGGGCCAGAUGCAUGGAAUGCGUCAGCCAAUCGGCCAGAUGGGCGAAAUGGGCAUGGGGCAGAUGCAACAGCCAAGGGGUGGUUGCAUGGGACAGAUGGAGAUGGGAGGGAUGGGUGGAGGCUGUAUGGGCAUGGAUGGCAUGGCUGGCCAGAUGUGCAUGGGAGGAAUGGGUGGCAUGGGUGCAAUGGGCAUCGACAUGGGUCGCGGCAUGGAUGGCGGCCUGCAGACCGGCAUCGUCGAGCCGAACCCUACUUUGCGCUCGAACCUCAGGGUCCGGCCGGACUGUUCGGCUCCUUCGCUGGAUGGGCAUGACGAGGCUGCAGCUGGCC
Symbiodinium sp. CCMP2456 is the source of this 352-nucleotide messenger RNA. Lineage: Eukaryota; Dinophyceae; Suessiales; Symbiodiniaceae. The record is from the annotation of a GenBank genome assembly.